AAGCUCAGACAUCUGCCUGCCUCUGCCUUUCCAGGGCUGGGAUUAAAGGCAUGUGCCACCGUUUGUCUGGCUACAAUACUUUUGUUUGAUGGAACAAUAUAAAGUAUUUAUUCUCUUGAGAACCAGAGCAGAAAAAUCCAAUUAAGAUUCAAAUAGUGAAUAACUACAUAUUUAGCAAGCCUCCAAUCAGUUCACUAAUGUCUGGUACUAUUUGUCCAAUGGAUGACCUACCAAUCAUUUACAUGAAACUUAAUGUCAACUACUUGCCCAAUGGAUGACCUACCAUUUACAUGAAACUUAAGAAUUAGCCAUUACUCUGCUCUUCAGGAAGAUUUUACUCCAGUUCUCAGUUGGACAAAGGCCUGCUGCCCUUAAAGGUAAAUGGAAUUAGGAAUGCAUUUUUCAGUUUUGGGAAAGGAUGCUAACAGCAAGGCUUGAGGCAGCGGAUAGAGAACUUCAGGAAGAUGUUUCCUAGGCUUCCAGGGAUGCUGAUGGAAUCUGGAACAAUAAUUAACUGCUUUGUAUGUUGAAACGUUCCUCAAGACAGUAAUCAGAAGAGGUACAAUUAUUAAGGUGAGUCCCAAUAGUUGCUUCAAGGGCCAAAAGGCUGCAUUGCCAGAGUAUCUCUUGGGCGUGUUUUGUUGGUAAAAAUGGCUGCUCAUCUAUUUCCAAUGGGGUAUGGAGUUGUGUUCAGUCACUGACCAGCCCACUUUCUUAGUCAACCCCGUGGAGAGGAGCUUGUUAAAAAAUUUCCCCAAACAAAGAAAAUUAUUCCUUAACAGCUUUCAUAGAGCCUAAUCCAGUCUUGGCUUCACAUAUCUUACGCAGGACAAACAGGACGUCAUAUUCUCCAUUGUUCCUAAUGAGCUCUAAAUUCACUUCUAGAAGAUUAUACCUCCAACUUGUACCUUGUCCAACAAAAGAGAAAAACAAGUUAAAAACAACAGUUAGGUUGCUGGAAAAUAUUCCAAGUACUUUGGGAUUUUGGACCACCUGUGAUGCUGUAUUAAGUGGAAAAUUAUUUUCAGGAGUAGAUUAUAUUAUUUAGACUAUUUAUAACUUUUCAAGGUCAGCCUUUCCCUAACAGCAUUUUUUUUUUCUCAUUAAGGUGCUCUGGGAAUUCUAGAAUUACCUAUCUUGGAACAUUCAGGAGGAGACUAUAGGUUGAGCAUCCCUCAUGUGAAAACUCGCAAAGUUGAAAUGCUCCACAGUGCAAAACUGGACCUCACACGAUGGCUUGCACGGAAACUUCAGGCAUAGUUGGCUGGCUUGUUGUUCCUGCUAAAUAUUGACACAGCCCAACAGACUCAUGUUUAUGGGAAGGAGUUUAGAAUCCAAGAAACCCAGUGACUGGAAUACAUUGUGGGUUGCAGUGCAUGUCCCACGAGUCUUUCAAAUGUAUUUUUUUGCUUUGCCACAGUUAAUUAUUGGAAGAGGGGAAGGUGUUCUACAGCGGGCUGUUUCUUAAAGCAUUGCUUCCCCAAGUGCUUAACAUUAAUAUUAAAUACAUUCCCUUGAUUUUAUAUCGAGAUGUGGAUGUAUCCCCCACCUCAACGGAACAGCAUAACUAAAUUUGAAGUGGACUUAAAUUCUUGGACUACAAACGUCUGUUAGUUGCUUUCACCAGAGUGCCUUAUUUAAAAGCUCUGACUAUUUUAAACCCGAAUCCUACUCAGAUCCCGAAAGAGUAGGACCGGUGUUCCAAAGACUUAAAAUGAAAAAAAAAAAAAAAAAAUUCCAUGAAGAAACCAGCUCAAACAGCAGGACGAGUCAUUCAUCCAGCGAGGCAAACUUGCGGAAACUGCCAAGUUGGCAAACUUACCGGGGGAACCCAACCUGACUGCAAAGUUGACCUAAGCUCCAGAGCCGGGACCGCGGAGACCUGCUCCCCGCGGGGCUCGCCGAGAUCCGCGAGGGGCCGAAGGGGCGCCCCGCUGCCCGGAGCACCACCGCCCGCCCCUGAGACCCGCCUCACCCCUUCCCCGGCCCGCAGCAGAUUCCCAAGGCCCGCGGAGGCGGGGAGCAAGCGGCCUGCGAACGAGACUCGGGACUCACCGGCUUCUCCGUGGGACCCGACGGCGAGGCGCUCGCUGCCCGGACGGACUCCCAGUCCCACGCGGAGCCCGAAUCUCGCUGCCCAGCACAGCCCGCUCCGCAGACCCCGCCCCUCGGCCGCCGCGCGCACAGCGCCCCCUGCCGGAGACCAGCUCCUGCUCACACCCAGGGGCUUCGCUGCGGCCGCCGUGGGAGGGGCGUCGCCGGGGGCGAAUCCUUGGCUGUGCAAGGGGGACCCAGGGUCACCAGCAGGGCUCACUGGAAACCGACUGGGACCUGGUCGAAAUCUGCAGUUGUGCAUUUCGCCUGUUGCCGGGCGACGCUGUAGUGAUCCUGGAUCCCACACUUGGAGACCAACUGCUCUGUAGCGAUUACGCCGUCCGCGGUGGAGCGCUCUUCCAACAGAGCAGUUUCUCAGACGACUAGCUGUUAGGACAGUCAGAGGAUGAAUCUGAGUUUGUGAGUGACUUUUACACCGGGUUUAUUUGUUUAUUGUAGCUAUGUGAAUGAAUAUUAUGAUACACACGUGGAGGUCAGAUGAUACCUCGGUGUGGUGGUCACAAGAAGCACAGGGUUGAGAGGAUUUAAAAAUAACCCGUAGCUCUGACGCUAGGGACCACCCUCCGUUCACCACAGAGUUUUGCAGAUUCAACUCAGACUCUAGACACUAACGACCAAGGUGGAGCUGCGUCUCCAACCUGAGUGUUGUUUUUAAUGUGACCCUGGGUCACAAACUCCUCUUUUUCUGAGAUCAGCCUACUUCUGCCUCCCGAGUGCUGGAAUUAAAGGGAUGAUCUGAACUCCACUGUCCUGCGUGUCUUAGUGCUCCGUGGAUAAUGUUUGGGUUCACUGACUCCCAUCAGAUAGUGUAAAAGGCCUUUGAAGAUUAAAUUACCCCGGCCUGACACCUUGUGGCAAAAUAGACGCUUGCAGCUUUUAUUUCCAAGGAAGAAAAUCAUUAGACCGAGGGUUAGGGAAACUUCUAGUUAGUGGGCUAAGACUCACAACCACAGGGGUUCUGUUCCCAGCACGCAGUUGUUCUUCAGUUUCCCAUUUUCUGGCGUGUAUCUUAAGAAUAAAGUUGAUACACCAGAAGGGUAAAUAAAUUAGGUCCUAUAAAUAAGUCUGUACACCCAAACUGCACUCAAAUACCUUCAUCACGUUUGUUUGUUUGUUUAUUUAUUUAUUGUAGGUAUGUGGAUGAAUGUUACUGCAUGCACGUGGAGGUCAGAUGAUAACUAGGUGUGGCAGUCCCAAGAAGCAAGGGUUGGGAGGAUUUCAAAAUAAACCUGUAUUGUAGCUCCAAGUCCAGAGAUUGCCCUCCUCCCACAAUGGAGCUCUGCAGGUUCCAACUGUAAGUCACAAGGACACUUUACCAACUGAGCUGGGUCUCCAACCUGAAUAUUUUUGUAAUGUGGUUCCGGGUCAAGGGCUUCCCGGUUUGAUGACUCCAUGUGCCUUUGAAGGAUAAUUUCUGGACCCUAUAGUGCAUCUGACUGCCAUUUUAGAAGUAAAGAGAGUAAUGUGGUGUGAAAGAUAAAGUAGAGAAGAUGCAAGUGAGACUGAUUAUGAUGGGAGACCCGGGUAAAGAGAGGCUGAACGUCACCGGCACAUUCUGUAUCACAUGAAUGUGGCUAAAGAAUUAAAAUUAAAAAUAGCUAGUAGGGCAUACACAGCAGAGGACUGCCUAAUCUGGCUGCAAUAAGAGA
This is a messenger RNA of Mus musculus (house mouse), 3764 nucleotides long. Its product is annotated as predicted gene, 46900. The coding region runs from base 1740 to 2423 and encodes 227 amino acids. The record is from RefSeq and is a predicted model, not a curated record. The transcript is spliced from 2 exons. NCBI's taxonomy places the organism in Eukaryota, Metazoa, Chordata, Mammalia, Rodentia, Muridae.